AUGGUGUCCUUCCGCUCUCUCUUCCUUGGCCUUUCCGCCGUCGCCGGCGUCUUCUCUGCUCCCGCCGCUGAGGCCGGCGAGUUGAUUGCCAGGCAGUCUCUCACUUCCAGCCAGACCGGCACCAACAACGGCUACUACUACUCUUUCUGGACCGACGGUGGCGGUGCCGUCACCUACACCAACGGCGCUGCUGGCAAGUACAGCGUCCAGUGGUCCGGCGGCAAUGGAAACUUUGUCGGCGGCAAGGGUUGGAGCACUGGCAGUGCCAGGAACAUCAAGUUCUCGGGUAGCUUCAACCCCAACGGCAACGGCUACCUCUCCGUCUACGGCUGGACCACCAGCCCUCUGAUCGAGUACUACAUCGUCGAGUCGUACGGCGACUACAACCCGGGCUCCGAGGGCACCAAGAAGGGCACCGUCACCUCGGACGGCAGCGUCUACGACAUCUACACCUCGACCCGCACCAACGCUCCUUCGAUCCAGGGCACCGCCACCUUCACUCAGUACUGGUCCAUCCGCCGUAACCACCGCAGCAGCGGCACCGUCACCACCAAGAACCACUUUGACGCCUGGGCCAAGCUCGGCCUCAAGCUCGGCACCCACAACUACCAGAUUGUCGCCACCGAGGGCUACCACAGCUCCGGUUCCUCCAGCAUCACCGUCUCCUAA
Lasiodiplodia theobromae is the source of this 669-nucleotide messenger RNA. Its product is annotated as Xylanase b. The record is from RefSeq and is a predicted model, not a curated record. The coding region runs from base 1 to 669 and encodes 222 amino acids. The transcript is spliced from 2 exons. Gene Ontology annotation, biological process: xylan catabolic process. Gene Ontology annotation, molecular function: hydrolase activity, hydrolyzing O-glycosyl compounds. NCBI's taxonomy places the organism in Eukaryota, Fungi, Ascomycota, Dothideomycetes, Botryosphaeriales, Botryosphaeriaceae.